This is a messenger RNA of Pseudo-nitzschia multistriata, 2656 nucleotides long. The record is from the annotation of a GenBank genome assembly. NCBI's taxonomy places the organism in Eukaryota, Bacillariophyta, Bacillariophyceae, Bacillariales, Bacillariaceae.
GUAGGUACGUACCUUGAAAUUGAAUUUGACAAGAAACCGAAACAAGCAGCAAUUAGUACAGUAGUACAAGAUCGUUCGUUCGAGUAUUUGUUUUCGAUACUGCUGUAAGCAGAAAAAGGCAUUACAGUAGGAAUCACCAACCCAAAAAAAAAAAUGAAAAAGAACGGAACAGAGUAGAGCAGAAAAGAGAAGAGCAGACCAAAACAACAACCAGUGCGCCAUCACCAUUAUGGGCCGAAACAGCAAGGACGAGGAAGCAGCCGAGACCAGUGGCGUAUCCGACGACGACGACGACGACGACGACGAUUGUUUCCGCAACGAACCGUUGGUUUCGGGAAAUGGCAGAGAGAUCGCUCGCGCAAACAACGUGGGGGACACCCCGAUGGCUUCUUCCACCGGUGGGCGCUUUGUUUCCUCCCUCGGAUUGGAGAGGGGGACCACGCGUAUGCUGAAACGGACGGCGUGUGCGUUCCUGGGACUGGUGGUUUUGUUAUUGGGCGUCCGCAACGACCUUUUGUGGGGGAGUGCCUAUCGCUCUCCGUUUGCCGCGAACGCGAACACGAACACGAACACCAUCGUGAGCCACCUCCGCGGCGACGGGGGCGGAGAGAGCUUCCAGUGGAUCGCCUUUGACGCCAGCGGAACCCAGAUGGUCUCGUGGUACUCCGUCGAGAAUGCCUCGGGACGGAAGGUCCGGCGGUCCAUUGAGGACCUCCUCGACGGGAACGGGGAAGGCCGCCCCCCCCCUGGCGUCCUGUUUCUCGGGACGGGAGCCUACAGCCCCCAAGAGCCGGAACAGGAGCAGAGGGAGAACCUCUCCGGGCUCUCUCSGUUAGUCGACGAGCUGCUGGCCCCGCGGCUGGACUGGAGGCUGGUCGCCGAGCGCUUUGAUCCCAGUGAGGCCUCGCUCCUCUACGAUCCCUCCAUGCACCGCAGCAGCAGCAACAGCAACAGCAACAGCAGCAGCAACAACAACAACAACAAAAGCAGCAGCCUCAUCGAACCGGCAAUCGCCGCGAGGAAAACACUCCUGGACCACCUCCAAACGGCUCCCGGCGUGAAACACGAGGAGGAUGCGCUGCGGGACCGCGCGAUCCACUACAUUCUGGUACGGGCCACCGAUCCAAAGAUCCGCGCCAUGGCAGGGGCCCUGCGGGAGCACCAGUUUCCCUCCACCAGGAAACACGGCGGAACAUUCGAUUCCUGCGGGGCAUGGGAAGACCGGACCCUCGGCCGGGUCUUUGUGGAACACGGGGGCGAAAAAGACUUUCUGGGGGCCUGGACCCGCCAGAACGCCUACGCGAUGGUCGGGGCGAUCAAAACRGGGGUCCCGCURGUCCCCGUCCUCCCCUCCGUCUGGGCCAGGGUAUACCGGUUCGAGGGCUGCGGGCAGCCGGAAGACACCGGGCACAACGCCUUUGGCUGCGGGUUUUUGCCGGCCUACGGCGGGGAGUGCCUCUCGCGCAGGAUCGAGCACGACCUGGAGUGCCUCUCGGCCAUGAAGGUGGGCCCGCUACAGGCCAUGGCCCUUCCGAGGCACGGGAUUCCCUCCUCGGUCUGUGGGRAGGCCAGGGAUCAGCUGCCGGCGCCCRAGGUAGGUGCCYCCUUCGACCCCGAGACAUACCAGUACGGUGAGGGCCCCCCGGAUGCCCUGAGGGAGUGGUGCCCUUCUUGCAACCCCUUUUUCAGAUACGAAAGCGAAAGCMAAAACCCCCUUCYCGGUUGGUCGAUCGACAGCAUCGCCGAUCCGGACCUCCCAAUGGGCAUGGAGGACGUCAGCGCCCUGGGGCGGGCCUUUCCCGAGCUGCUGCCCCUAUGGAGGCACUCCGCUAGUGGAGGAGACAGAAGCAGCGACAUCAACAGCGACAGCGACGGCCCGAAGACCCUCUGCGCCCUGGAGGUCCCCCCCCUGGUGUGCGGGGACGGCCCAGACCGAAGGGUGUGCUGCUUCGACGAGCUGACGAUCCCGAAACGUUUCCUUCCAACCGGAAACGGCGAUCCCCUUUCGAAGGAGACAAACCUCCGGGACCCGGCCCUUUCGGCCUUUCUGACGCGCUUUGGGAGGGCCAGCCGCCGCCGGAUCGCGGCCCUGCACCGGCCCUGGUGGGAAAGCCUGGACGAUGCCUGGAGGGACGCCCUGUCGACCGGGAGCUGCGCCACCCUCCACAUCCGCCGGGGGGACAACAUUUCUCGGUGCAGGGACGAAGGRWUGACCGAAUUUUGCAGCAUGGACAAGACCCUCGACGACUACAUGGAGCGAGCAGUCCCGAUGCUAGAGGCGCUUGGUUCUUCCAAGCACGUCUUUGUCAUGACGGACGACCCGGGGGAGGUCACAACGGCCAGACUGGCGCCMUGGAGGGAGAGGGGCUAUUCCAUCGAGGCCAUCUCCGGACACAACMAGUACGACUCGGAGACCUACAGCGACUGGGAUCCCUUCCUUGAAAGCCUCCACAUCGCCCCGAGCUGCAGGGCACUGGUCGGCCACCAUAUCAGCACCGUGUCCGACCUGGUCCGCCGCCUCUCGUGCUUCCGCUGGGGGGAGUGCCCCCUCUCCGACAUGUUCGAAAAGGAAGGGUGACCGGCGCGCGGAACGACUCUCCAUCCAUCCAAACAACAAACAAACAAACAAACAAACAAAUACAUCACUAACUUUGAA